GUGUGCCUCUCGGUCUCAGUUGCGUCUCGUCUUUCACGGCGUUCAUCCGAAUUGCGUCGGCUUCUCUCAUCACUACCUCCCUCUCUUCUCCGCCGGCGAUAAACGUCCGUCAGAAAAAUGCCGUAUCGCGGAAAAUUACGACUUCUCGGCAGAGCGUGCCUCGCGUUUGGGAAGAGCGAGGGCAUUCAGUGUCUCGCCGUCGCCAGCAUUGCCGGCAGCAGAAACUUCUCCGUGAGCAGCACGCUCGAUAUGAGGUUUGUCCAAUUCACAAGUAAGAGCGGGGGCCCGCAGCAUCUCGGGGUCCAGCUGAAGCAGGGAGGUGAUAUCAUCGCCGUGUCCGCGGUCGACUCGCGGAUACCCAACACAUUGAAAAAGUUUCUGGAGGGCGGCGACGAUCUUCUCAAGAAGGCCAAGAGGGACGACGAUUUCGACCUAAGGAAGGCAGUAGAGAGAAUAGUCGCCGAGGGACGGAGCAUCAUGCCCGAGGCCGACGUGAACCUCCUGGCGCCGGUCACGCGCAUGGACAAGCUCGCCUGUAUCGGCCUCAACUACAGCGGACAUUGCCAGGAGCAAGGUAUACCGACGCCGGAGAGUCCGAUAGUCUUUAGCAAAUUUCCCAGCAACAUCAUCGGGCCGCACGACAACAUCCUGCUGCCGCAGAUCUCGGACAAAAUCGACUGGGAGGCCGAGCUGGCGAUCGUGAUCGGCAAAACUUGCAAAGGCCUUAGUAACGACGACGUAGAGGACUGUAUCUUUGGUUACACAGUGGCGCAGGACAUAACGGCACGCGAUUGGCAGAAACAUAAGCGGAACGGCGGUCAAUUCCUGCUUGGCAAAGCGAUGGACACGUUUUGUCCCCUCGGCCCGGCCGUAAUUACUAAGGAGGCGGUAUGCGACAUCAACAAUCUGUCCGUGAGGACAUGGGUGAACGGCAAAAUGAAGCAAGACGGCAACACCAGCGAGCUCAUCUUCAAACCUUACGAAAUAGUCGCUUAUAUUUCGCAAUUUAUGACGUUGUUACCAGGCGACGUGAUCCUUACCGGCACGCCAGCCGGUGUCGGGUACACGCGUAAUCCACCCGAAUAUUUGCAGCGUGGCGAUGUACUUGAAACCGAGAUCGAGAGUAUAGGACGUCUGAGAAACAAAGUGAUCUGAUCUGAGAAAUAGAAUACACCUUUGGAAAGCGUUAACAGAAUUUCGUGAUCCUCAUAAGACUGGACCUGCGUUCCCUCAGGAAUCGACAUCCGCAGUGACGUUGAACUAACCCAGGAAUCGCAAACGGAAUCUGAUUCCCGAAACAUAUACAAGAAUAGGUACUCUAACAAUGCCAAUAACUUCAGCGCAAUUGCGAAUAUUCAUGCCAGAGGUAGUAUUGCCCCUUUUGAGGGACGCAAACAAGGGCGCCUAGUAUCAUCAAUAACGCAAGAACACCGAUUUUUUUUAUGUGUCACAUAUUUUACGUACUUGUAUAAUUAAAGCAAGAUUGUUUCUA
This is a messenger RNA of Solenopsis invicta (red fire ant), 1492 nucleotides long. Its product is annotated as fumarylacetoacetate hydrolase domain-containing protein 2A. Gene Ontology annotation, molecular function: hydro-lyase activity. Bases 118 to 1155 code for a protein of 345 amino acids. NCBI's taxonomy places the organism in Eukaryota, Metazoa, Arthropoda, Insecta, Hymenoptera, Formicidae. The transcript is spliced from 7 exons. The record is from RefSeq and is a predicted model, not a curated record.